Molecule: messenger RNA, 1428 nt
Organism: Thelazia callipaeda (thelaziosis nematode)
Lineage: Eukaryota; Metazoa; Nematoda; Chromadorea; Rhabditida; Thelaziidae
Source: the annotation of a GenBank genome assembly
AUGCAUAAUAAUGAAAAAGAUUGUACAUUAAAAAAAGUGUCACUUGCUCACAAUAAUUCAAAGCUUCCUGAAAGUAAUGCUUCAUCCAUGUCUCCACCAGACGGUGGAUAUGGAUGGGUUAUUGUAUUUGCAUCUUUCAUUGCCAAUAUUGUAGUUGACGGAAUCAUUUUCUCAGCAGGACAAACACUUGUUGAAAUUUGGGAAAAAGAUUUCCAAACCACUGCAAUGCAAGCUUCAAUAACUCAGUCUUUCUUGGCUUCUUUUUACAUGCUUGCGGGUCCUCUGGCAAGUGCAUUAGCAACUUCAUUUGGUUGUCGUUUAGUAACGGUUGCUGGUGCUUUAAUGACAUUUGUUGGAUUUAUUUUGUCGUCAUUUGCACCCUCCCUUCAAGUGCUUUAUUUUACUUUCGGUAUUAUUGGAGGAACUGGUUUUGGACUUGUUUAUUUGCCAUCAAUAUUAAUUGUAAAUCAGUAUUUUCAAAAACGAAGAGCGUUCGCAGUGGGAAUAGCUGUAUGUGGUUCCGGCAUUGGUACCAUAUUGUUUUCGCAGAUAAUUCCAUUUUUGUUGAAGUUUUCCAAUAAUAACUGGAGAUAUCUCAUUAUUUAUGUUGCAUUCAUCACUCUUAUAUCAGGUGUCAGUGGUUUGUGCUACCGGAAAGUAUCAUCUGUUACAUCUGAAUAUGAAAAGGCUGAAAGAACUUCGCUGAUUAUUCUCGAAACAAAAUCUUACCCAGAAACCGAGGGAAAAAAAGAAACUCUUGAGUUUGUUGCUUCAAUGAUUGAUACAUGUUUGUUGUCUGAUAUGCGCUUUAUACUAAUUGCAGUCACUGCUUUUUUAACCGUUUGCUGUUUGUUCGUUCCGUUUAUUUUUCUUGGAAAACAGGCGAAUACAGUAGGUGCAAAUCAAAGUCAGCAGUCAUAUUUGAUAUCAGUAAUGGGACUUGUGAAUGUUUUUGGGCGCAUAUUGUCCGGGCUACUAUCAGACUUACCAACCGUGGACACUUUAUUUCUUCAUAAUGUCAGCAUAAUCACUGCGGGUAUUGCAACUUGUCUGGUACCGCUACUGACAAAGUAUUGGAUGUAUGUAAUGUACACAAUACCAUUUGCAUGGGGUGUCGCUUGUUUUGCAACACUUCGAAGUGUUAUUUGCAUCGAGCUACUUGGUAUCAAAAAAUUUUCAAGUGCCUUUGGAAUGAUGAUGCUCUGCAUGGGUAUAGCUGCAUUGAUUGGUCCACCAUUUGCAGCCUUUUUGAAAGAUAUGAGUGGCAAUCUCAAUUUGUCAUUUUAUGUGAUGGGGUCACUGCUGACAUUAAGCGGAGUGCUUUGCAUUCCACUUCGAAUGGUCAAGCCAAAAAUAACAAAUUCACUAAAAUUAUGUAAUACUGGGCAGCUAAAAUUGCAAUCUAUGCAUGGCACAGAACGAUUCUGA